AUGGAGGUUCUGGGUGUAGGUCGUAGGAAGGCAUUGCUGAUUGGAAUAAAUUAUUUCGGGACACGUAAGGAGCUUAAUGGAUGUGUGGAUGACGUGUAUCGUAUGAAGAACUUGAUAACGAGCGUAUUUGGCUUCGUUGAUGACCCUUUGUGCAUGACAUUGCUAACUGACCGGCCUGGUUACAACAAGAGAUUAUCCCCUUCACGUCGUAACUGUUUGGGUGCUAUGCGUUGGUUGGUGAAGGAUAGUGGUCCGGGUGACUUGUUAUUUUUCCAUUAUAGUGGUCAUGGUGGUCAGAAGAGGAAUACGAAGGGUACUGAGUUAACUGGGUUUGAUGAAACCAUUAUGCCGCUGGAUUACAAGACGGCGGGCCAUAUUACGGAUGAUGAAUUGAACAAUGUUUUGGUUAAGGAUCUGCCCGCCGGAGUCCGUCUUGUCUGUGUUAUGGACUGUUGUCAUAGCGGCUCCGGUCUAGACCUACCAUAUUACUGGCCCAUCGAUGCCCACUUCAAAGAAAAUAUUAAGAAGGGAGCACAGGUAUGGACACGAGAACUCUACCCCAAAAUGUCUGACGCACAUGUCAUACUCAUCUCCUCAUGCCAAGAUACAGAGACUGCUGCAGACCUACUCAUACCCGGCUGGGGGGCAGGUGGCGCCGUCACUCUAGGUCUCGUUACAACCAUAACCAAUGCGUCCAACCCCCACCAAGUCUCCUUCUACGAACUUGCUAAAACGCUACGCAAAUUCCUCUCAGACCGAAAAUUCACACAGUCGCCACAAAUAUCUACCACCCAACCUUUCGAUCCCAUGCAACGAACCUUUGACUUCUCCUAA
Molecule: messenger RNA, 834 nt
Organism: Gregarina niphandrodes
Lineage: Eukaryota; Apicomplexa; Conoidasida; Eugregarinorida; Gregarinidae
Product: metacaspase
Exons: 1
Coding region: 1-834 (277 amino acids)
Biological process (GO): proteolysis
Molecular function (GO): cysteine-type endopeptidase activity
Source: RefSeq, a predicted model, not a curated record